UCUGAAAACAAUAUACCUAUUUGGUUUGAUUUAAUAAUAAAUCUAACUUAUAAUUUUAAUAUGCAGUUGUUGUAUUAAAUAUUUAUAGCUUAGAAUACAUUUCGUGUUUUCAAGAUUGGAUAUUUUGUUGGGAAUAAAUAAUAAUAGAUACAAAAUGACUGAUGAAGAGCGUCUAAAACGAAUUAAAGCUGGUACAUUUUUAGCUACUGUUGCUGGGAUAUCAGCAUUUGUUGGAUUUAGUGCUACUUUAUCAGCAGCUAAGAAAACAGAUCCUAAAUAUUUUAAUAAAGGAUUACAUGGGAGCAUAGAAUUGGCAGAUGCAGGGGCAAUGCUUGCUCUUAGAGCACUUGGUUGGGGUUCACUGUAUGCCAUUGGUGGUACAACUUGUUUUUGUUAUGGCAUAUGGAAAUUGUCAGGUGCUAAAGAUCUCAAAGAUUUUAGAACAAAAAUGGGUAAUAUUCUCCCUGUAUUGCCAAAAAAUAAUCCACCACAGUCACGGACAGAAUUUAGUGGAUUGAAUGAUUUAUUGUUAUAUUUAUCAGAGGAUUAUGGAAAAAAGAAAAUUCAAGGUGACACAAAAAACUAA
Vanessa atalanta (red admiral) is the source of this 586-nucleotide messenger RNA. Its product is annotated as transmembrane protein 242. The transcript has 4 exons. The coding region runs from base 155 to 586 and encodes 143 amino acids. The record is from RefSeq and is a predicted model, not a curated record. NCBI's taxonomy places the organism in Eukaryota, Metazoa, Arthropoda, Insecta, Lepidoptera, Nymphalidae.